This is a messenger RNA of Leishmania braziliensis MHOM/BR/75/M2904, 1008 nucleotides long. RefSeq lists its product as hypothetical. NCBI's taxonomy places the organism in Eukaryota, Euglenozoa, Kinetoplastea, Trypanosomatida, Trypanosomatidae. Bases 1 to 1008 code for a protein of 335 amino acids. Gene Ontology annotation, cellular component: tRNA (m1A) methyltransferase complex; nucleus. Gene Ontology annotation, biological process: tRNA methylation. The record is from RefSeq and is a predicted model, not a curated record. The transcript has a single exon.
AUGCUUGCUUCUCGCGGCACAAUUGCCAAGGAUGGCGAUGUAGUGCUCGUCGUGCAUGGCCACCAGAACAUCACGCCUCUCGUACUGCAGCGCGGCGCUGUGCUGCACUGCAAAGCUGGCAAGUUUGACCACGACGACAUCAUUGGCCGCUCCCUCGGCAGGUAUGUAAAGGGGCAAAACAAUCAGAAGAGUGACCCGCGAGAGCCGUCGGUGUUAAUUCUGCAGAACAGCGCAGACAUGUGGACGCAAGCGGUGCCGCACCGUACGCAGAUCAUCUACGACACAGACAUCGCCGUCAUCCUUCUAAACCUGCGCCUCGAACCUGGUAAAAAGGUGGUGGAGGCAGGGACGGGCAGUGGCAGCCUGACGCACUCCCUGGCCAAGACGGUGGCCCCGAACGGGUGUGUGUACACUUGUGAUUUCCACAAGCAGCGCUGCCUGGAGGCGCGUGCCGAGUUUCGCCGCAACGGCCUCGACUCGCACCUCGUGUGCAGUCAGUGGCGAGACGUGUGCACGACCAACACAGGCGUCGCUGACAUCGUCGACGGCGUUGAUGCUGAUGUGGAAGCAAUGGAGUCACCGAGCACUGGCUUUGGCGUGGCGGCGGCCUCUGUAGACGCCAUCUUCCUCGAUGUUCCCGCGCCGUGGGCGGCCAUCGAGAACGUUUGCCACGUGCUCAAGGAGGGUGGGAUGCUCUGUACCUUCUCGCCUUGCAUGGAGCAGACGCAGCGAACAGCAGAGGCACUGCGGGCUGCUCCGCACCACUUCGUGGACAUCCGCACGGUGGAAGCGCUCACAAAGUUUUUCCACCCCGUCUUCAAGCGCGCACGCGAUGCACGCGAUCGCGACUGCGUCAAGUUCCGCGCCAGCCUCGUGUCGAAGGGCCACAGUGCCUACUUGACCUUUGCGCGGCGGCGACUGGGCAAGGCUGAGCAGCUAGAGGAGGGGAAGCCGCUCGAAGCAGAUGGCGCUGAGAAGAACGGCAUGGAGGAGGCGACAACGGCGUAG